Molecule: messenger RNA, 2364 nt
Organism: Rhodofomes roseus
Lineage: Eukaryota; Fungi; Basidiomycota; Agaricomycetes; Polyporales; Fomitopsidaceae
Exons: 8
Coding region: 219-2108 (629 amino acids)
Biological process (GO): regulation of DNA-templated transcription
Molecular function (GO): zinc ion binding; sequence-specific DNA binding
Source: RefSeq, a predicted model, not a curated record
UCCUCCUCCUGCCCACCGCGUCCCUCCCAGAUCUCUCCUCGAUUCUGCCCUCCGGCCCCUCCAGUCCCCCUCCAGCGCGUUCUUCUCGCCUCCAGUACCUCUGCCUUGCCUCCGUCUGCAUUCGUGGUCAUUGAGAUCGUCCCCGAAAACACGAGGAAGCCUCACUUUCGGGCUGCCCUUGCCUUGCGCACCUUCACCAGUCUUUCUGUCUCUUUGUCAUGGCCUCCGCAUACCAGGGCUCCUAUUCGCACCCGCCUCCGCCAAGCGGUCGAGACGAUGUUCGCCUCCCAUCAAUUAAGGACCUGAACUUUCCUCAGCACCGAGCGCAGGAAGGUUCUACGGCACCGCCUGGCGGGGCGCAGACGGAACAUGCCCGCGUCGGUCGUCAUGACGCGUCCUCGUGGAGCCGUUCGAGCGCGCAGAGCUCAGCACCGACGUCUCAGCAUCCUCAGAGCAUGCCACCGCCACACGAAAGUCCGAAGACUCAAUAUCCUGCAAAGGCGGACAUGCAGUAUGCGCCUCUUCAGCAGGCCCCGCCGCCUUCAAUAGCGCCUGCCUCCUCUGGACCGCCUCCCUCCCGUGGCGAUCCGUCCCCGCAAAAUACCUCGAAGCGUCCGCGGUCCGAAUCGGGCGUCGGCGUCAGUGCCUCUCCGGGGCGCUCUCACGCUACCGCGUACCCUCCGCCACACCCGUCUUACGCGUCGCAGCCUCCGCCAUCGUACGGCACCGCGCCCCCGGUUCCAGUGCCCACGUCUCACGAGUCUGUGCACCCUUCGGCUCCGUACCCGCCUCCGCCGGGCUACCCAUAUCCUCCGCCUGUCACUCACAUGCCACCACGGCACUAUGCGGUCCCUCCCCAGGUCCCUCCACAGCAUCCUCCGGGCUCCUACCCGCCUCCUGUCGCCCCCGAGCACUGGUCGCCGCAUGCGCCUCCGCCUCCGCCACACCACUAUGGUGCGUUCCCCAGACCAGCGCUCGUGGCUGCCCCUGUGGACCCGCGUAGUGUAGCGCUUAGCCCGAACGAGGCCGAGAAAUUCAACGUGCGGCAAAGCACCCUUUCGGAGAUCUACAAGCACUGUUCCAUUCUUCAUCAGUUCUCGCAUCACUGGGCACAACUGCAAACUAGUCAACCACACGCCCAACCUUCGCCGCAAGAAGUAGCGGAAAUGACCUGGCGCGCUAAUACCGUCAUGCGUCUGUUGGAGGAAGUCAGACGCUUGUCGCUUCCUGAGGGUGCAGUUCCAAGGGAGAGCGCUCCUGCCCCGGCAGCUCCUCCGAGCGUUCCUGAAGAUCACACUCGCCCGCCGAAGCGGCCGUGGGAGGACAUGGCUCGUGAAGAGAACGACCCUCCGGCCCCAAACAGCUAUCCUGAUGCUCAGGCUCAAUUUGAGAUCAGCGACCGGGCUACGGCUGAGAAAGAUAUGGAAAUCAUUCGCAGUAAACGGGCGACUAGCGCCAGUGCUUCAGCUCCCGGUCAGCCGAAGAGCAAGUACAGGAAGCGAAGCCGCGCAACCCCGCCCGGCAAGUGUCAUUCGUGCAACAUCCGUGAAACGCCGGAGUGGAGGCGUGGUCCCGAUGGGGCUAGAACGCUGUGCAAUGCUUGCGGCUUGCAUUAUGCAAAGCUGAUGCGGAAGCGCGACAAGGGCGCGGAUGGCAAGGCGGCGCCAAUUGACUUGCAGACUUUGCGCGCGUCGACGCAGUCAGCCAGAGGCGGAGGAGACACAGAACAGUCUCAGUCAAGCUCGCAUCAUCAACAGAGCCCUGCUAUCAUGCAUGCGCCGUAUGACCAACAGAAGGCGGCUCCUCCUCCGUCGCCCAUGCACCAGAGCCACCACCCCGCCCAUGCACCUCCGCAUCCACAUGCUGGACACCCGUCUCCUCACCCGCAUUCCUACCAGCUGAUGAAUUCCACGGGCGGCCCUCCUCCAUCCCACGCGCAGAUGAUGCCGCCUCCGCCCCCGCCCCAACAAGCGCACGCUGAAGGUGGCCCGGUCCCUCCACCUCCAUGGAUGACUUCAUCCUCGUCUCGUGCAGGGUACUCGACGGAACAUCAGUCCUACUUGAGGACGUCGCACCCUCCGUCGCACGCAAGGGCGUCUCCUCAGUAAGCUCGGUCUGAGGGCUUCUAGCGUGCAUGCGUUAUGCACUAUCCUUGCAUGACUUCCGCGCAUUCCUCUCAUGACUUGCACUAUCGUAUCUUGUCUGCUGUGACUAGUCCAACAUACAGUAACCUCAGUCGUCUUGUCUCCGGCACUCCCUUCCAUGUCUGUGUUGGUGUGUACCUGUGUAUGCUGCCUCGUGUCUCAGCUUCUCGUAAUUGACUACAGAAUAUAUGUCUUUAAUGAAUGUCCUCGUGUCAUCGGC